AUGCUCACCCGAGAGGUUCCCUGGUGCUCACUAAAAGUCUUAAGUACAGAUGAAAUUGCGAAGUCUCCAGUGGUUAUCGUUAAAAAUCAUGUCGAACGACAAACUCCACCAACAACAUCCAUCAUUCGAAUGUCUAACAUUGUAACACCACCUUCUUCGACACUUACAACAAUAACUGAGUCACGUCAAAACAUACCCGCAGCAUCCAUUGUUCAAAUUGAUGAACCGAAGUCAACAUCAAAUGUCACAAUAAUCAACAAAAGCCAAACAACCGCUGUUCAAACGGAACCAUCGUAUUCUAAUUCCUCAUCAGUUCGUCCACCACCCGGUCGUUUUUGGCCAGAUAUGCGUCAGCUACGACAAAUUUCAGAAUCACAAUCUGACUAUCAGGUAUUGCCACCAUCAAAAGAUGUUGUUGUUCUAACAGAACGACCUGCUGAAAUAGUAAAAACAACUAACAUCAUAAAUGACACCGUCACCGAUGUAUUAAGACCUGUUCCAACGGUAGAAACAAAAACUAUUGUAACAAAACCAACGAUUGUUGCCACAGAUAGCGAUAUAGUAAGUCGUCGAAGAAAAAGUCGUUAUAAAAAUCGGAGCUAUCGUAAUCGACGUCGAUCGAUAGCCAGUACAGCAUCAACAUAUUCUAGUUAUUCUACUACUUCGGGUACGUUGUCAAGUGCACGAACACUUACACCUCGGCCUCAUAGAACUCAACAGCGUACAAUUAUUCAUCAACCGACGGUCGUUACUCAACCAAUUCAAACGCAAAUUAUAACAGAACCAAUGAUUACUGUUGUACCUCAUCGUCGCUUAAUUCGUCGUGUUAAACGAGCAAAAACUCAAAGCGGUUACUAUAGUUCAGAUCUAGAUCAUGGUUUUCGUCGCGUGUAUAAAAGUGAUUAUAAAUACCGACAUUAUUAUUAUUGUAAUUGGUUUAAAGGUAGAUGUGAUUUAAAAAAUCGAUCAUGUGGCUGUUGUGAAUGGUUUUACGGGUGUCCUGUGUGGAUGCUUGUUUUGCUCAUGCUUCUUUUCCUUGGAAUACUUGUAGCCUUUUUUACUCUAUUAGGUUUACAACCGACGAUAAAUGCGGCGCGUCGCUCACAAACCGCUCAAAAUCGUCUAUUAAAUAAAACUGUAAUCGUUUAUGGAUUUUUAGAAAAUUGCGGUUAUGGAACAGCAGGCGCUGGAACAACAUUACCAUUGUGUAUAAAUACAAUUUCAACUACAACAGUGCAGCAAUUCCCGACAUUAGGCUUUGAAAUCUCACCGGACAUAAAUUCCAAAGAUGCGGCAUUGUAG
Didymodactylos carnosus is the source of this 1302-nucleotide messenger RNA. NCBI's taxonomy places the organism in Eukaryota, Metazoa, Rotifera, Eurotatoria, Philodinida, Philodinidae. The record is from the annotation of a GenBank genome assembly.